Messenger RNA from Ochlerotatus camptorhynchus, 2229 nucleotides. RefSeq lists its product as uncharacterized. The record is from RefSeq and is a predicted model, not a curated record. The transcript is spliced from 5 exons. Bases 137 to 2131 code for a protein of 664 amino acids. Lineage: Eukaryota; Metazoa; Arthropoda; Insecta; Diptera; Culicidae.
ACGUUCACUUCCUCAAAAAAAGCGUCCAUCACGAUUGUUAAUUAAUUGUACAAAUAUCAGGUGAUUUCUUAUGAUUUAACUGUACAAAUCCAACUCCAACAAGUGCUAAGAUUUCAAUUAAUGCGUUGGUGAUAAAAUGGCUAAAAGGAAGCCAGCUAUCGAGGUCGAGGAAGUGCUACCGGAUGACAAUCAGCUAGGUGAGCGAAGUUUAAUGUGGAAAACCUUCAUGGAUACGUUGCUUGCUGCAUUUAACCAGUCGGCUGUCGUCAAGUGCACUCGCCACCUGCAGGCAGUGAUCGGACAGCGGUGCAGGUUCUGUUUCAGCGCGAUAAUGCACAGUUUUCAGGCCUUCCGGCGCUGGCUGCUGCUACGCGACCGCAAACGAAAACUAGAACCGCCACCGGAGACGGACGAUGAGCCUCCUUCUUCUCCUCACGAAGCGGAUUCCGGUGAACCGCAAACGAAAUACUCCAAAUAUAAUGAGAAAGACAACAUUGUAUUCGAAAAAGUAUGCGACAUGCUGGACUACGAUGCCAGCGAUCACAGCAACGCCAGCGAUGUUCAUACGGAUGCUGAGGCCGAAGAUCCAGCUUUGGCCACUGAAUUUAGUCGGGAGGAUGUUGAAAAUCAGCUGGUGCGAGUAGUAGCCAAACGGAAGCGCGGUUGGUCGAAAAACGGUCUGAUGGAAUUGAUGAUGGCCGUAGAAGAUGGUCCCAACAUGCCUAGUCACCUGAAGGUCGAGAAGUGGUUAUUUAAUCAAAACACCGGCCCUUUCGAUAUGACGCAAAACCGUGAAACGAUCGUGACAGAGAAGAACGCCGAUGGGGAUCGCAUGCGAUUCUACCGGAAAGAGGAGGUAACCAUUUCGAGAGAUGCUGACGACGCAGACUCACUGUCGACGGUCGACGAAAAAAAGUAUAUAUUGCAGAACAAGAAAGAUCGGAACGUUACCAGCAAGAUCAAGGUGAUCCAAACGUUCCGAAUCAAGACCAACAGCGCAAAUUCAUUCGUGAAACCGAAACUGCAUUCGAUAAGCAGCUUCCCCAUCCACGAAGAGGAACCAACGACAUCCACCAGUUGGCUCAAUAAAACGUCAAAAUCGGACUCGGCUUUCGAAACCGGCGAAGAUCAGUCCCAAAACCGAUCGCGCCAGCCAGCAUCGAGAAAAUCUGUCCCGGCACCUGCUCCAUCCUCUUUCUUGCAAAUGGACAGAGACAACAGACGCAAGAAGGUGUUCAAAAAAACAAUCAAGAAAAAGUCCGCCAUGAAAAGUCCAUCGAAGAGGAGAUCGUCUGGUAGCAGCGCGCAACAGUACGAAUCCGCCCUCCAGCGCUGUGGAACGGUAAGGAAAAUCGCACAGCGACGAGUCCACUGGCAGGAAAUGAGCUACAUCGCGGAAAGCAGUAGCGACGAGUCCGACCAGGUAUUUUCCACCAGGUUAACUCGAUCGAAAGCAAAGGCAUCGCCGAAGCGGGAACUUCGAUCGAAGUCUUCCAGCCGAUCCAGUAUAACGCCUGAAGCGUCGCCAAGAAAACUUUGGCCGCGGAAUAAAGUCAUCUCUCCGGGGAAAACCGUGGACCGGGAACUGGUCGGUAAUUUUAAGUCGAUUUGCCUGAGUCCAAGGAAAAAACUGAUGAAUUUUCAACCGGAACGGCAACACCCACCCCGGAGGGAGGCGAGCGUUGAACAGACCUCAGAUCUGACGGCGCUUUUCAGUAGCGCAAACGAUAAAAUUUCCAAUUCGACGACUGUUGGCAACAACACGACAUCAUUCAUCAACAGGUCGAUGAUUCCUGACGUAGCGCAGGGGAUAGUGGUGUACCAACCAAAAACCAUCCAGUCGGAAGCCGCUGCCGACGCGAAGAUACGCAUCACGACCAAGGACUUGGAGCUGACCAAGGUGGCGAAGGCACGGCAUUUGGAUAGUUUCCAAAAAUUUGACCACUUGAUCCACCCCAACUCGUCCGUGUUGUUCUUCCCGUCGGAUUCCGAAGACGACGAACCGCUUGCGACGCUGACAACCACCACCAACUCGGACGGGGAUUUAAGUUUCGACGACGACGAUCCGAUUCUGACAUUCAAACCACGGAACACCGGGCGUUUGAAUGUGAUGGAAUAUAAGUACCAUUGAUCGAUUUGUUGGGAUUCUUUUUUUUUUACUGGAUUAUGUCGCUAGGUAUAAGUAGAUUCGUGCGCCUGGUUGUAAUUUGGUUACGAACACUGUAAUAU